Helobdella robusta is the source of this 486-nucleotide messenger RNA. RefSeq lists its product as hypothetical. NCBI's taxonomy places the organism in Eukaryota, Metazoa, Annelida, Clitellata, Rhynchobdellida, Glossiphoniidae. Gene Ontology annotation, cellular component: nucleus. The annotation marks the transcript as partial. Gene Ontology annotation, biological process: peptidyl-serine phosphorylation; intracellular signal transduction. Gene Ontology annotation, molecular function: protein serine/threonine kinase activity; ATP binding. The transcript is spliced from 5 exons. The record is from RefSeq and is a predicted model, not a curated record.
AUAUUGGCAAUAAAAGUGGUUAAAAAAGCUGACAUGGUUAAUAAAAAUCUGAUGAGUCAAGUGACAACGGAAAGAGACGCCUUGGCUAUAUCAAAGAGUCCAUUCAUAGUUAGACUGUACUACUCUUUGCAAACAAAACAGAGCAUUUUUCUGAUAAUGGAGUACAUGAUUGGUGGUGAUAUGAGGUCGUUGUUGUCAACUUGUGGCUGUCUUAGAGAGGACCAUGCUCUGUUCUUCCUAUCAGAAAUUUUGGCUGCCCUUGAAUACCUUCACAAACAUUCUAUAAUACAUAGAGAUUUGAAGCCAGAAAACCUGCUCAUAUCAAAGGAAGGACAUGUGAAGCUUACAGACUUUGGACUAUCACAGAUCAACCACAAAAUAUGUCUGGCAGAUAUUCUCACUUCACCAAACAGUAAGUUCACCACGGGACCUUCAAGAACUCCCGGACAAAUCCUGUCACUAACCAGUCAUUUGGCUUUUGUAUGA